Monodelphis domestica (gray short-tailed opossum) is the source of this 2942-nucleotide messenger RNA. RefSeq names its product matrix metallopeptidase 11 (gene MMP11). Gene Ontology annotation, biological process: proteolysis; extracellular matrix organization; collagen catabolic process. Gene Ontology annotation, molecular function: metalloendopeptidase activity; zinc ion binding. The record is from RefSeq and is a predicted model, not a curated record. Gene Ontology annotation, cellular component: extracellular matrix. NCBI's taxonomy places the organism in Eukaryota, Metazoa, Chordata, Mammalia, Didelphimorphia, Didelphidae.
ACGAGCUCGGGAGGGAGGGCGGCGCCACCUGGCGGGCGCGCCGCGCAUGCCCGGUCUCGCCUCUCCGCCGGCCAUUGGCUGUGGCCGCUCUCUGAGAGUCCGCUGCCCUCCGGGGCUGGGAGAAGAGCUAGGCCUGAGCCCCUGCGCGGGAGGCCGCAGGGGGCGUGGCGAAGUGGGCCGAGCCUGCCUGAGCCCUGCCGGCUUGGACCCCGGAGAGCCGCCCGAGAACACUCCCUCCCGGCUGUUUGCGGGGCAGCGAACCGGCCGAGCACGCUGCGGGACGGCCUCCGGGAGAGGUGCAGAGCCCAUACAUCGUAGCACCAGCCCACAGCACGGACUUGGGUGGCCCAGCCCAACCCCACCCCAGGGCUCAUGGGAAAGACAUGCCCAUCCACAUCCAGAGGAAGAACUGUGGGAGCAGAAGCUGGCGAUGCAGCCUCCAAAUCAGGGGCCCCGCGCACCUCCGGAAGGGGCUCCUCCCUCAUUGGUGCUCCCGUGCAGCGCCUUGUUCUGAAAGUGUCUGAAGGAGAACGAGGCGCCGCAGCAAUGGAUGGACACUGGCUCCAGGCUGGUCCCCAGGCAGCAGCAACUUCCCAGGCAGCCCUUCCUGAGCCAGCUGCCCCUCAGAUGGCCACAGCCCAGGGCCGCCCCCGCUGCGGGGUGCCUACUUUGCCUCUUAGCCUGAACCUUCAAAACCGGCAGAAGCGCUUCGUGCUGUCCGGGGGGCGCUGGGAGAAGCUCAAUCUCACCUACAGAAUCCUCCGGUUCCCCUGGCAGCUGGUCAAGGAGCAGGUCCAGGAGAUGAUGGCUGAGGCCCUCCGGGUGUGGAGCAAGGUGACCCCACUCACCUUCACCGAGGUGCGGGCAGGCCGGGCAGACAUCAUGAUCGAUUUCACCAGGUACUGGCACGGAGACAACCUGCCAUUCGAUGGCCCCGGAGGCGUCCUGGCUCACGCCUUCUUCCCCAAGACCCACCGCCAGGGAGACGUCCACUUCGACUACGACGAGACCUGGACCGCCGGGAGCGACCUGGGCACGGACUUGCUGCAGGUGGCUGCCCACGAGUUCGGCCACGCGCUGGGCCUCCAGCACUCCACCGAGGCCAAGGCGCUCAUGUCGCCCUUCUACACCUUCCGCUACCCGCUGAGCCUGAGCGCCGACGACCGGCGGGGCAUCCAGCACCUGUACGGGCGCCCCCGGCCCGCCGCCGCGCACGCCAAUGAGAUCUCCCUGGAGGUGAGCCCGCACACACCUCCCUCCCUCCCCCUGCGGCCCGACGCCUGCGCCACGGACUUCGACGCCGCCGCCGCCAUCCGCGGAGAGCUCUUCUUCUUCAAGGCUGCCUUCGUCUGGAGGCUCCGGGCUGGCCGGCUGCAGCCCGGCUACCCGGCCCUGGCGUCCCGCCACUGGCAGGGCCUGCCUGAGGGCCUUGACGCCGCCUUCGAGGAUCCACGGGGCGACAUCUGGUUUUUCCAGGGCUCUCAGUACUGGGUCUAUGCAGGGGAGAAGCGUGUGCUGGGCCCUGCGCCGCUCUCUGACCUGGGCUUGCCAAGCUCAGCCAUCCACGCGGCGCUGGUGUGGGGCACAGGGAGGAGCAAAAUCUACUUGUUCCACGGGGGCAGUUACUGGCGCUUCCGUGCUGAUGUGCGGCGUGUCGACAGCCCGUCGCCCAGAAGGGCCAGCGACUGGCGGGGAGUGCCUUCCGAGAUCGGCGCCGCCUUCCAAGACAGCCAAGGUUAUGCCUACUUCCUCCGUGGUCGCCAGUACUGGAAGUUUGACCCGGUGAAGGUGAGGGUCCUGGAGGGUUUCCCGCGCCUCAUUGGCCAGGACUUCUUCGGCUGUGCCGGACGUGCCCCCCUUCCCUCCAACGCUUUCUUCUAGGCGGUGGUCUGCUGCCACUGGCCUCGAAGGCCCCACGCCGUGCCUUGACCCUUCGCCCAGACCGUCUUUGGGGGCUGGCCUCCCAUGGGGAUGAUCCUGAAACUAUCAGCUCUAUUUAUUCAGGGAUGGAGUGAAGGCCUCAGGGUGAGCUGGCUGGGCUCAGGCUCCCCCAUGGCCUCCCCUGGAGGCAGCUGGCUGCCCACUGGUCUUCUAUCCAGAUCUGUGGAGUCCCAUAGCCUGAGAGCCCACAGGUUUGGGAGCAGAGACUCCGGGCCAUGCUGGUUGUGGCCCACACCAUCACCCCUGGCCCGUCCCCUCUGACACGGUCCUGCCUUAUCCUUUAAAAUCCCCAGUUGGUCAGUGCUCUCUGCCGGGGGACUCCUAUGAAGGGAGGGCUCCCUUUGGAUCUUCAGCACUCACUUCCCCCCUUCCUGGGACGCUGGGCUCUCUGCUGUCCCUAGAUCAGUGAUGGUGAACCUUUUAGAGACCGAGUGCCCAAAGGGCAUCCUCGUGCUGCAUGUGAGCCCCUGACUUACCCCGGGUGGGAGGGAGCAGCCCCUCUGGCACCUGGGCCAUAGGUUUGCCAACACGUCCCCAGGGGGAUGCUCUGGAAGGUCACAGAAGCUGCCUUCCACUUCCCAAACUUGGGGGGAAUGUCCCAGGGUGCCUGCCUGACCUCCCCUCCAUCCACCCCCUUGCCUCUCAGCAUUUCUCCCAUCCCAGUGGCUGGGCUCCUCCUAUCCCCUCUCCGGGGAAUGGGAUGCCUCGCAGCCCUAAGGGGCACCAGGCUCCUCCCCAGCCAGCCUUAGACUCUGAAGAGUCCCCUCAAGCUCCAACAUGCUUGCUGGGCCCGGGCCUGGUCGUGCUGACUGUGCUCUCCCCCUCGCCAGGCCCUCGGGGCCCAGGCACAGGCCAGCGGUCCUGCUGGCACCCUUCCUCGCCCCAUGCCCUCCCCUGUCCUGGCCCUGGGUUCCAGCCCAAGAAGCGAAGCUGUACAGUACGCGUAAUGCCCUUUGUGCCUGGGGUCUUCCAGUGGAUGAUUAAACAGGGCCUGUUUUCUA